AUGGAGAGCCGAAUGAAUCGAAAUUGCAGUAGAAUUCGUCAUUUCAGAGUCGACUUUACCUACCGGCCGGACCUGACUUGCAGAACCGGCCAAGGAGGCAAAUUUGGGGACCCAGCCGGACCUACCAGCCGGACCUGCCCAGUAGAACCGGCUGGAGGUCCGGUCAACUUACUGCCGGGACAGAAAUUCAGCCGGACCUGUAGCCUGACCUGCCCAGUAGAUCCGGUCAGCAGGAGUUGCAUUUUUAGCUAUCAACUUCGUCAUAAAUGGAGCACUGCAUUUAAUAAUGAUACAUUUCAUUGUGGUAUUAAAUCAACAUCUCGAAGUGAAGGCACAAAUCAUGUUCUUAAUGGACUUGGUGAUAAAACAACAUCGUUAUUUAAAUUUGUUGAAGGGUUUGAAAAGAUGACUAAACGAUGGCGUGACCAAGAGGGGGAUGAAGAUUUUAACUGCACUAAUGGAGUUCCAUCAUGUGCCAUUAAAGAAAGCCUUAUAUUGAAACAAGCUUCAAUAGUUUACACAAAUAAGAUAUAUAAACUUUUCUUUGAGAAAGAAUAUCUCAAAGGCACCGGAGCAACAAACUAUGAAGAAACAGCUUGUGAGGGAAAUUUAUAUGAAUACAAAAUGUGGACUCAUGGUGCAAAGGAAAAUAUGGUCAGUACUAUCUUCUUUAAUUUGGAUACUUUGGAAGUGAAUUGUAGUUGUAAGAAAUUUGAGUCAAUGGGUAUUUUAUGCUCUCAUGCGUUAAAGGCUUUUGUCACAAAAAAUAUAACUAAAAUUCCUGAAAAGUAUGUAAUUCCGCGUUGGACGAGAAAUGCGAAAGAGAGAAAACAUUUGUUGGAGAUAGAAAAAUCAGUACAUGAGAUUAGCGAGUCGGAAAUUAUUUAUAGCAAGCGGGCAAUGAGAAGUGCUUACGACUUGGUUUCUCGUAGUAGAGAAAAUGAAAAAGCCAGAGCUAUUAUAUAUCAGUUAUUUGAGGAGGGACAUACGAGAUUAGAUGACUACUUCAAAAAUGAAAAUGCUGAUAUUCAAUUUUCAUGUAGAAAGAAUCUUGCAAAAAAAACUCUUUUAGACUCGAAAGAUGAUUAUGAGCAGAUUUUGAUGGACCCUCCUAGAGUAAGGACAAAAGGUGAUAAAGGGGAAAGAAUAAAAAACCACUGGGAAAAAAGAAAGAAGAAGCCAACAUGCUCCAAUAUUACAAGUAAUUCUAUGGUCUUUUCUGUAGUGUUUGUGCAGUAG
Mercurialis annua (annual mercury) is the source of this 1239-nucleotide messenger RNA. RefSeq names its product protein FAR1-RELATED SEQUENCE 7-like. Lineage: Eukaryota; Viridiplantae; Streptophyta; Magnoliopsida; Malpighiales; Euphorbiaceae. Bases 1 to 1239 code for a protein of 412 amino acids. Gene Ontology annotation, biological process: regulation of DNA-templated transcription. The record is from RefSeq and is a predicted model, not a curated record. The transcript is spliced from 2 exons. Gene Ontology annotation, molecular function: zinc ion binding.